Molecule: messenger RNA, 1867 nt
Organism: Schistosoma guineensis
Lineage: Eukaryota; Metazoa; Platyhelminthes; Trematoda; Strigeidida; Schistosomatidae
Source: the annotation of a GenBank genome assembly
AUGAGCUGGCAUACAUUAUCCACAUAUUUAAACAUCAUAACCGUAGUCUUUAUUCUGCUCGAGAUGCAUACAUUUGAGGCAGCACCAGUUGGUCAGAAUUACAUUAUCAUUGUUGAUGCUGGCAGCAGUGGUUCAAGAAUGUUCGUAUACACAUGGCAAACGAAAGCAGAGUCCUUGAGUGGUUUAGAAGAUGUGGAAAUUUUAAAGGAUGUAUCGGGAAAUCCUGUGGUAAAGAAGAAAACCCCCGGUCUUUCAAGCUUUGCCAACAAGUUAUCUGACAUUCCUGAAUAUAUAUCUGCUUUGCUGAGCGAUGCUGAGUCACAUAUCCCUCUGAGUAGUCAACCUAGCACCCCAUUAUUUAUUAUGGCUACAGCGGGAAUGAGGCUUCUUACACAGACGGAUCAAGAUGCAAUUUGGAAGCGUGUUCGAAGUCAUGUGAAAUCCACUUAUAAAUUCCAGUUUAAAGAAUCUCAUGCUUACACAAUAUCUGGUGUAGAAGAAGGUUUGUUUGGUUGGAUUUCUGUAAAUUACCUACUUGGAAAGUUUCGUUUACUUCCUGGGGAUAAUGGGCCUGUUAAACAACCUACUAAUGGCAUGCUUGACAUGGGUGGAGCAAGUAUGCAAAUAGCUUAUGAAGUACAAUCGACAGAUAAUCUACCAAGCAGCUUAGUAUCGGAAUUUUCCUUAACGAGAAAUUGGUUUUCUACAAAUCAACGAUACAAACUCUACGUUAAAAGUUAUUUGGGAUAUGGAAUGAAUGCAUUUCGAAGAAAGUAUGAACAGUACCUCUUUGAGAUGUUUGGGAUAAAUAAUAGUAGUAAACAAAAAGCAUCCAAAAUUGAGGAUCCUUGCUUACUCGAAGGUUUUAAUGUAAUAAGUGAAAUUAGUCCUCGUCCAGUUAUUGGUCAGAUGCUUGAACCAGCGAGUGAAAAAUUUUCUGUUCAGUAUACAGGUACGGGUAAUAUGGAUAAAUGUAUGCAAAAUGUGGAACCUUUACUUAAUUUAAAUCAAAGUUGUUCUCCAUUACCAUGUGCAAUUAAUGAUGUUGUUCAAUUGGAUCCAGACUUCAAUUCAAUGGAAUUUUAUGGCCUCAGUGAAUUUUAUUAUACUUUAGAAACAUUAAAAAUGAUCCCACCUGUUCAGUAUAAUUAUUCUUCAGUAUUAAGGAAAAUUGAGGAAACUUGUAGUACACCUUGGGAAACGUAUUUAUCAACACUUAGGAAAGAAAACACAAACUUAUCUGAAGAAAAUCUUAUACGCUAAAGUGUUAACGGUCAUGUACAACAUUCGUUCUUACUUGAAAUGCAGAAACGGUUACAAUUAAAAUCAUUAGUAACUUACGUAUAACUGAUUGAAUAUUUUUUUAUUAAAAUAUUAUGAACUAAGCUGAAUAUAAUAUAUUCUACGAAUAAAUAUGGUGUCUUUAGCACAGUGAUGUGGCUCAGAAUCGGUAUCAAUGGAGCAGAUACAUUUAAUUUUUUGUCUUAAAAUACUUAUAUGCUUUAUUUCAAUAAUUUAUUUUUUUUAUCUGGUAUGAUAAUUCUUAUCCCCAAUCAUUAUUAUUAUUACUUAUACUGUUAAUAAUUUCCUUACUGUGGCAUUUUUCGUCAUAAUUUCAUUUAGCUAUGUUGAUGUCGUGUGGUAAUCUAAAUCGAUGCACUUGUGUCCCAGGUUCUGUGUGUUUUUUGUCUGACUGACCAUCUUUUAUGACUUCCUUUGCUAUGCACCAGGACAAAAUGCUAAUUUGCGCAUUAGUAUUUUUUAAAAUUCCAGUGGUCAUUAUCAAUGUUGUUAUCUUAUCAAAUGUUUCUGAUUUUCUCGUUUCCUUUUCUUUCAAUUCUAGAUUUAAUUCAUUUAUAGGCUUUAA